Molecule: messenger RNA, 426 nt
Organism: Wallemia mellicola CBS 633.66
Lineage: Eukaryota; Fungi; Basidiomycota; Wallemiomycetes; Wallemiales; Wallemiaceae
Exons: 4
Coding region: 1-426 (141 amino acids)
Source: RefSeq, a predicted model, not a curated record
AUGGAGGGUGAACCAAUCAGAGGUGGUACUCGUGGUGGCGCUGGCAACUUCAGCUGGAAUGCCGUCAAAGAAGAUAAGCACAGGGAAUAUUAUCUAGGACAUAGUGUCAAAGCAGCUGCUGGUAGAUGGCAGAAGAAUAAAGAUAUUCACUGGUACAAUCGCGAUCAAGACUCAGGGGAUGAAGAAGAAGUAAAGAGAAAGAAGAAGGCAGAAAUUCAGAAGAUCAAAGAAGCAGAAGAGGAUGCUCUUAGUUUGGCUUUGGGAUACAUACCCAAACCACGCCCAUCUGAAGAAGAAUCUUUAGCAGCAAAGGCACAAAAGAAUGCAGAGAAACGUGUGAGGAAAGAACAACGUGCAAAAGUCAGAGAAGAGAGAGAACGGCGGAGAGAGCACAGAUAUAAGUCAUCAAAGUCAGAUAAUAGAUAA